AGGAUUAUCAUUCAUAAUUAAUUGUAUUACUAAUGAAGAAAACAAUGAUAGGAAUGUUACUACAUUUUCUUUCAGUAUUGCUUGGUAUCCUUACUCUUUUGGUUUUAAUACAAGCUCAGGAUCAAUCAGGAUUCAUCAGCAUAGAUUGUGGUCUACCUGAACAUUUGAACUAUUCUGACAAGAGUACAACCAUAAAUUACAUUUCAGAUGCCAAUUUCAUAAAUACAGGUGUAAGUAAGAGGGUACAAGUCAAUAUUACUGUUCUGCAGCAACUAGAAUAUGUGAGGAGUUUUCCUAAUGGAGUGAAAAAUUGUUACAGAAUAAAUGUAUCAAAUGGUACUAAAUAUUUAAUCAGAGCUUCUUUCUAUUAUGGUAACUAUGAUAAUCUAAAUGAUCCACCAAUAUUUGAUCUUCAUUUUGGAGCUAAUGUGUGGGAUACGGUGAAGUUGCACCUCAAUGUAUCACGCUACACAAUCAGGGAAAUCAUUUACACUCCAUCACUAGAUUACAUACAACCAUGUCUUGUUAACACUGGCAAAGGGACUCCAUUCAUUUCAGCUAUAGAAUUGAGGCCUUUGAACAAUAAAACUUAUGUCACAGACUCGGCUAAUUCAGUACUAUCACUACACGGCCGAUUGGAUUUAGGUUCGGUGACAAACUUACAAUACAGGUACGAAAAUGAUGUUUAUGACCGCCUUUGGUUACCUUUUCAGUGGAUUGAUACGAAAAAAUUAAACGCGAGUGAUUAUCUAUUACUUCAGAAUGAUUAUACACCACCAGCAAUUGUAAUGAGGACUGCUGCUACACCAGUAAAUGCUAGUGCUCCUUUACUAUUUCAUUGGAAUGCAGAUAAUGUAACUGAUCAAUACUACCUCUACCUGCACUUUAAUGAGGUUGAAGAGCUGACACAAAAUGAAACUCGAGCGUUCAAUAUCACAGUGAAUGGAGAGUUUUUCUAUGGACCUAUGAUACCUGGAUACCAGGUCACAGAUACCGUAAUUAGUUCAGCACCUUUGACCGGAGCCGCAAGAUAUCUAAUUUCCCUUUCUAAGACAGAGAAUUCAACCCUUCCACCCAUCCUCAAUGCUGUUGAGAUUUUUAAACUAAAAGACUUCUCACAAUCAGAAACUGUAUAGGAUGAUGGUUAUUAGUUACCCCUAAAGUUUAUCUGAACGCAUAUUCAUAUCUGCGUUGACGGGGAAUUCUGGAUUCGACCCUAAUUUCUAAAAAUUGUAAUGUCUCUGUCAACUAAGUUAAGUUCACCUCAUGUGGACAUGUAGAUAUAGACAUGUAAUUUACUCUGAUGGAGCUUGUUUAAAUUCUAAUUUCUGUCAUUGAUUUUCUGUUAUUGUAGCUGUUUGAAGGUGGUUCCUCUGUUAUUAAGUUUUCUUGGUCAGUUUGUAUGUUUGUGAUUUUUCUGGUCCUUGUCAUAUGAAGGGAUCAACAACUGUGGUGGAUAAUUACUAGAAUUGGUGUGGAGAAGUUCCCUUGUCUUUGGGUUUGGAAA
Trifolium pratense (red clover) is the source of this 1507-nucleotide messenger RNA. Its product is annotated as LRR receptor-like serine/threonine-protein kinase IOS1. The coding region runs from base 33 to 1136 and encodes 367 amino acids. The transcript has 3 exons. Lineage: Eukaryota; Viridiplantae; Streptophyta; Magnoliopsida; Fabales; Fabaceae. The record is from RefSeq and is a predicted model, not a curated record.